AUGUCAACAGGCACACGGGAUGAAAUUCGCCCUUCAAAGUCCAUCCUGGAAGGCGCUCGGCCUCCAAUGGGUAGCCAGCUCGCUUCAACCAAGUUGAGCAGUGGUGUUUCUCGCCUGGAAAACGCAGAACCUAGUGCAUCCAUGAUCAUGUCACUUGCCUGUGUGUCAGGUCUGGCUGACAACCAAUUCCUCGUCACCUACUACCGGCAUCCUCAAGACCAGAACUCGCGCCCCAGCAGCUUGAGCACAAGGCUGGCUGCAAGGCUGCAAGGCAAAAGCCAAGCACAACCAGACAACGGGCGAGCGAGCUUCUCUAGCUGCAAUGGGGCUGGCACCCCGGGUUGUUUGAGGCCUAAAAUGGCAAUCAAUGGGUUGCUGGGCAAAACAAGAGUAACAGCAAGCUGUGAGCCAAGUAGAACGAUUUAA
Messenger RNA from Seminavis robusta, 426 nucleotides. The record is from the annotation of a GenBank genome assembly. NCBI's taxonomy places the organism in Eukaryota, Bacillariophyta, Bacillariophyceae, Naviculales, Naviculaceae.